This is a messenger RNA of Epinephelus moara (kelp grouper), 7435 nucleotides long. Its product is annotated as serine/threonine-protein kinase LMTK1-like. The record is from RefSeq and is a predicted model, not a curated record. Bases 154 to 4773 code for a protein of 1539 amino acids. Gene Ontology annotation, biological process: brain development; peptidyl-tyrosine autophosphorylation. The transcript has 12 exons. Lineage: Eukaryota; Metazoa; Chordata; Actinopteri; Perciformes; Serranidae. Gene Ontology annotation, molecular function: protein tyrosine kinase activity; ATP binding.
UCGGUUCUCACACUCUGAACCAGAAUUUCAUCCCCGCCUGGGACUCGGACUCAGUCCCUGUCACGGUGCUCAGAGUGGCUGGCCGCUCCAUUGCUCCGUCAUCAUCAUCUUUCCACUCAUCAUCAUCAUCAUCAUCAUCUCCAUUCUUGAAUUAUGAGGAUCCAUGGAGUCCAGCUGCUGAAAUCAUCAGACCUUGGCCGCCAUAGUCUGCUCUAUCUAAAGGAGAUUGGUCAUGGCUGGUUCGGCAAGGUUCUGCUGGGCGAGGUCAAUGCGGGCCUCAGCACCACCCAGGUGGUGGUAAAGGAGCUGAAGGCCAGUGCCAGUGUCCAGGAUCAGAUGCAGUUCCUGGAGGAGGUGCAGCCAUACCGAACCCUCCAGCACCCUGCCCUCCUGCAGUGCCUGGCACAAUGCUCAGAGGUCACUCCUUAUCUGCUGGUCAUGGAGUUUUGCCCUCUGGGUGAUCUGAAGAGCUACCUGCGCAGUUGUCGGGUGGCUGACUCGGAGACUCCUGACCCUUUGAUCCUCCAGCGAAUGGCGUGUGACGUUGCCUCAGGGCUCCUGCAACUCCACAAAUACAACUUUAUACACAGUGACCUGGCCUUGCGAAACUGCCUGCUAACUUCAGAAAUGUCAGUUAAGAUCGGAGACUAUGGCCUCUCCCACAGCCGAUACAAGGAUGACUAUUAUGUGACACAAGACCAGAUUUGGGUGCCCCUGCGCUGGAUUGCACCUGAGCUCAUAGACGAGGUCCACGGAAACCUGCUUAUCGUUGACCAAACAAAAUCCAGCAAUAUAUGGUCACUGGGGGUGACUGUGUGGGAGCUAUUUGAGCUGGGAAACCAGCCGUACAGACACUACUCUGACAGACAGGUGCUGACAUAUGCCGUGAAGGAACAGCAGCUCAAACUACCAAAGCCCCUGCUUCAAUUCCCCCUGGCUGAGCGCUGGUAUGAGGUGAUGCAGUUCUGCUGGCUGCAGCCAGAGCUGAGACCCAGCAGUGAGGAAGUCCACCUUCUGGUUACAUACUUGUGUGCCAAAGGCUCCAGUGAGGCCGAGGAAGACUUCGAACAACGUUGGAAUGCCUUGAGACCCAACCUGCUUGGCAGUACCUCCCACACAGCUACAUCCACAGCCCUAGUCCUGACCCCUACGCCCGCCUCAGCUGAUGUCCCUAGUCCAGACCAAACUCAGGCAGUGGAGCUGGCUUCCUCUGCCUCGUCCUCCUUCCCCCUGCUGGAGCACUUCUCCGACAGCUUCCACUCUGACACAGGGGACGACCUGCUUACCGUCACAGAGACCAGCCACGGUCUUAACUUUGAGUACAAGUGGGAGCAGGCCCGAGCUGAGCAGCCCUACUGCUCCUCCUCUACCAGCGGGCCGCUAGGCCAGGGCAAUCCAUAUUACCAGGAUAUCUACUACUCAAGUAAAGGAAGCACCUCAGGGGGAUGCAAGACUGACAGCCUGACCUCAGGCAUAUCUCCAUCCUACUAUGAACCAGAACACCCGGGUGUGGUCCCAGUGUUGAGUGCCCACAGCCCCUCAGUCAGCAGCGAGUACUACAUUCGCAUAGAGGAGCCAGUAGAGUGUAACAUUAACCUGGAUGACAGCGUGGUGGACUACAGCCCAGGACUGGAGGCCAGCGGCAGCAGGUUGUCGUCUGAGAGUCGGACUGGUUCGUCCAUGGCACAGCCCAGUGCUUACUGGUCAACUGACAACAAGUCUACUGCCUAUGACUCUGAUUCAAGCCCCACUGUCCAACUGACCAUGGAGCCACUGCUGAGACAGUCAUCCAGCACCAGCCCUGUGAAGCCAAGCCACUCACACAACUGCUUCUCAUCCAGUCAGGAUGACAUGCUCUACUGUGAACAGUCAUCAGCAUACAAGGCACGCCAAUCAUGUCUGUCUGAACUGGAUACAUCACCAGAGUCCAGAUCAAAUCUUGUCCAUCCAGUAGGGCGUUUAGAAAACCCACGCAGUUUGUCACAAGCAGUCAGCAGCCCUAGCUUAGGAUUCUGUGAUCCCUACCUUGAAGCGAGCACAGGUCGUAGCACCGUUAAUGAAAGCUGCCAUAAUAUGAUGGGUCCCCUCAGAAAGACAUUACCCAUUGUUAACCACAUUAGCAUUGAUGUAGGGACAGACGACGGCCUGCUGGUAGGCCAGCAGAGAGGCGAUGACAUUGAGGAUGACCUUUUCUCUGAGGGAGAAGCCACUAAUUGGACCUCAAACCAUUCAGCAAACAAUAAUAGCCUGAGCUUUGACAGCAGGCAGACAGGCAGUGGACAUGAUGGCUAUCUGGACCUUCAAUAUACUACUCACUCUAACACAACAGAUUUAUGGUCUUUAACCAAGGCCACCACAAGAACCUUCCACAGCUCUAGGUCUAGUGGCACCUUGGAGGCAGACGGAGGAGACUCUGGUUGUAAUGCUGCUAGCAAGCCCACUGAAUUAGGUUCAUACAUUCACUUGUGUCACAAAGAAAGGGAGGAUGCUGCUUCUCAAGUGGAAAGGAACUUAACUACUGAAAAUCUAAGAAGUACUGAUUCUCUUACCAGCUUAAGCACUAAUGCCAGAGGUACAGAGGGUGGAAAAAUGGAGGGGAAAUAUGAAAAGCAAUUGUUGCUUAAUGGAGAGAGACUGUUCUCUGAGCCUAAGAUGAUACCUGAGGCGAGCUAUAUAAAGUCCCCAUCCUCUUUCAAGGAACCUCAGACUGGUCAAACAGGAGGCUUGUCAGACAAGCAGCGAGGGAAUAUGUGGGAGGGGGUUUCAACAGGAAUCUCAGUUGGUCUGGGAGACAAGAGGAUAAACUAUUCAGAGACAUCAGAAAGUAGCAGAGCAUUGGACAGUGGAGUCGGGGUCAGAGACUCUAGCGUUAGCUUGGUUGAGCUUGGUGACUACAGUGAAGAUGACGAUGACGAUAUCACAGAUAUUACGUCAGGGAUCUUUGCCGACUUCAACCUGGACUUUGCUGAGGUAGAGGAGGAAGAGUUGAGCCCAUUGAAGCAUCCAGAGGGAACUCCUGACUCUGUAGAUACCCUUAAUCUGUCCUCAUCGAUGGCAAGCCCCUGUGAUCAGGCUUUCAGUCCUGAUCCCUUCAAUACCCCCGUCCUACCAAAAUCCCUGGACAGUGGCUAUGACACAGAGAACAAUGAAUCUCCAGAGUUUCUCUUCAAGGAGCUUGGAGAUCCCCGGGCUGGGGAGAGGAGCCCUAGGCUGGGUGGAGAACCUGAACUAGUUCUGCAGGUUGGUUUGGGCCAAGGUAUCUGCACUUCGACAAGCACAUCAGAGCUACAGUUAAAGGGCCUGACUGAUAAGAACCCAUACAGGGACUCAGCCUAUUUCUCUGACUAUGAUGCUGAAAAUGAGAGGAGUCCUCAAGAGGAAGGCAGUAAGUUCUUUUCAGGUCCAAAUAACCGCAGCUUUCUUGCUGAGAAAUUGAGCUCUUUCAGAGAUGACGAUCCUGUCAAAAUGCAAUUCAGCAACGAGGAACAUUUAACAAAUCUGAGACACGUCAAAAGUUGUGUUUUGGUGAAUCUCUCAGAGGCUGACCCUAGUUCACACCAUCCUCUUCCCACCCCUGGGUUGUCCAUGCUGUCACCGUUUCCUCCUCAGAUGGGCGGCUGCCUGACUAAAGAGUCUGCCCCUGCAAAUGAUGACGAUCUCGGGUUGGAGACCGAGCACUCAGGAGAGGACCCGUCCUCAGAGCUCAGCUCCUCUAUUGGGUCAGAAGCCUCUUCCACUGUCCAGGAGGCCUCAGGAAACCAUGAGGACGGAAACGGAGGAGCAGAAGAUUGUUCCCCUGUCCCAUCUUUGCAUUCUGACUCAACCAUAACUGACUACAGAGAUGAGGCUCCCAAAGAAAAUGAAAACAGUGAAGGAUCCACAGAGGAGGAGCUGCCUGAAUUCAAUCACAUCAAGGAGGAGACGGAGGAAAGAAGAGAGGGCGCGAGAAUAAACGAAGAGGACUUUGAGGACAUAGACGCAGAGGAAUGUGACUCACAGGACAGCCUGUGUGAAGAGUCCAACGGUCCUGUCGACCUGUCCUCUUCCUCGUCAUUGUUGGAGCUGUGCGGAGAGAACGUAAGAGCUCCGCUGGAGGAGGCGGAGGAUGAGGAUGACUCAGAUGACAGCGAGUCUGAUGAAGAGUUGAGGACCUACAACAUCCAAGAUGAAGACAGCGAGGAGAGUGAGGAGGAUUUCAGCUCAGUGCCAGUGGUGGUAAGCGACUGCAGCAGGGCCAGACACCUUCGCAGCCUUCUGAAGAUGCCCACGCUGCUCACCCAGUCCUUCUGCGACGAGUUGGAGAGGAAGAAAAAAGCGGUGUCCUUUUUUGAUGAUGUUACAGUGUUCCUUUUUGACCAGGAGAGCCCCACAGGAGAGCUGGCUGACUUCGCCUUCUCCACAGGAACAGAGUCCAGUGGGCAAGAAUCUCCAGAAGAAAAAAACCCUGACCACCAGCUGCAGCCUGACCCUGAACUUGAAGCUCAAUCCUGCGAAACAUUCUGUGUUUCUAAAGAAACAGAGGGGAACAACUCAGAAGAGGGUGGGUGUUAUGAAUGGGAAGAUGACCUCUCGUUCGAACCCCACCCGUCCUCACCUGACACCAUCCCUGAGCCCCAGUCCUCACCAACAUCCACCUCCAACAGUCCCGAGGCUCCUAAACCUGCAGCUGUAGCACUUAACCGUUUUAUGGUCUCACGAUUCUCUAUCACACAUGUCUCCGACCCCCACCUGGGCUCAGCAACAGGGAACAGUGAAGAUAACCCACAAGACUGAGUUCCCCACCGUGGACCUGACUGGAGGAGGAUGAGUCCUGGUCCUUCUCAACACAGAAAAGCAGCAUUAUUAUUAUAUCUAGAUGUUUUACAGAGUUUUAUUUUUAUCAACGUUUGGGUCAUCUGACCCUGGUGACCCUUUAUGAGACAGUGCCUCAUAUUGUAGUGAAAGACCCUCAAUGAUUUGCACCUUUUUUUAAUAUUAUUUUGUGAAGAAAGAAAUAGCUGCUGGUAAGGCAACCUGGAGAGUGAAUAUAAAAUCAGAUCAUAUUGUUUGCAGAGAUAGAAAUCAUCAGAAUAUUAGUUUAAAAUACAGUAUAUGACGAUCUUUGCUCAGUGCAGCAUUGGUUUUUGUUGUUGACCUCACAGUAGGGCUGCACAAUGAGGUAAAUAUGUGAUAACGUUGAAUAUUGCGAUGAAUAAACAGAUAUAAAACUGUGUUCAGCUCUUGACUUGGACUUGCACAGUACCUGUGCCACGUCGUCUCUCCUGUAUCCAAAUAUUGCCAGAUGGCUGAUGUGCUAUUUUUUUAGUUACUCUUCCGCAUUCGCACUUUGUCUGCACUCAGCUUGUCGCACUUUUCUCCAACCAUGUAGAAUGGUACGGCAGCACUGGUUCGAUAAACCUCAAGUGCAUGCGUACAAAUUCUGACCAAUCAGACAAUGCCUAAAGGCGAGGAUUGUCUGAUUGGCCAGAGAGUUAACAGCAUGGUGUGUAUCAGAAUAUGACCCAAAGACAGAAAGUCAUUUAAUACUUUGUUACUCUAUUCAAAGUGCAAUAUUGCAGUCUUUCAGGAUGUGUUCAUCACAGAAGUUGACAUUAUGAUGGGAAAAAAAGACGAUUCGUUGUGCAGCCCUACUUUACAGGUAAUUUAUUUUGUGAAUUUAAAAGAAAAUGGAUAAAAAAAAGAUGAAUAAAAAAAGCAUAGCUGCUCCCCUCAUUGGCUGCCUUGGUCCAUCUGCUAACCAUUGAUCUGGCAUUUUUAAAGACUGUUGCAGCUCUCAUUGCUGGAGCCAGAGAACAAUGCUCGACUAUAUUUGUGGUGGGUUUCCAAACACAAAAUCAGACUUUUUAUUUAACAGCCGUGGGUGGUGGUGAUGGUAUUUGAAGACGGAGGUGCUGAAACUUAUUUUGUCCCUUAAUCCAAGUCAUAUCCAAAUCAUAUUGGUGGUGGAUUCAGUGUGUUAAUAGAAACAUAAUAAAAGAAAUCAAGGUGUUGUCGCUCCCUAAUUGUCACCACCACUCACUCUGGUUUAUGAUGACCUACAGUAUAUUUCUACCAUAUCUGUCUGAAGCACUUUGUAUAGCCAAACUGGGUCUUUAUUUGUAGAAGUGAUGGCUCUGUUGCUCUUCAUCUCCCCAUCCUGGAAUGAAAUAGCUAAACAUGUGAGGUUCCUUGUUUGUGUCCACAGUGCCAGCUACAGGUUCACUUUAUUUUGUGGCAUUUUAGCUUUGUUUAUAUGACAUUUCAUCAGCAAUAGAGUGACACCAAAGGGAUGGAGCCGUGUUGCAACACAGCUGAGCGGUGUCAUGUCGGUAUGCCAGUCAUAAAUGUCGAAUGUCAUCUUUAUGCAUCUUUUCUACAUCUACGUAUUGUCCAUAGUCUCAUACAUGAUGCAUUUUAUUGCAUUUGUGCUGAAUGCCCAGGGUCUGAGGUGUACAAAAAAAGAGACAUUCAAAACUAUGACAUAUCUCACAUAUUGUAUGAAUGUUUUAUCAACAUGUAGCAGGUAGCUUGACUUGAAUUACUACUGCUGUACAGACAGCUGCCUCCCUGUCUCUAUCCUUCUGUAGCUCAAAGUGCCAAUUCAGUUUCCUCUCACCUUGCCUUUUAAGUUCUGCAAGAAGAGAAAACGUCGCUAGUAUUUUUGUACGAUUUGAAAAGAUGCAAUCCAGGAUGACGGUCUCUAAAAUUUGCCAAAGAGAUAUUACAAAGCCUAUUGGCUAAAGUGGCAGACACCUUUGGAGAAGGUGAGGUGGGUUGUUCUGUGCACCGGUAGUAACAUCAUUGCUGUUUCCAUCCCCCCCUCCUCACUCAUUGCUAUUGUACUAUCCCAAACAAAUAAAUCCAAAUACUUUUUUUUCCCUUCUUGUGUCUGUGAUGUAUUUAUCUGCGUCGAUGUGGAAGGAGUGCGUUUUCCUACAAAACAAGAACACAUGAAAACACGACACAACACGACACAUAAAAGAAUGACGUUUCUGCCCAUUUAGAUUUAUUGGACAAGAUAAUUUAUAUGCACUUUCUGUACAGUACAGAUAUAAUACAAACAGGGACAAGAGUGAGAAAUGGACACAAUGAAAGCUAUAUAAAAGUAAAAAAAAAAAAAAGCAUUUGAAACUCGCUGCCCAAAUGAGCUGUGUAAUAAAAGCCUGAUCAUGUUACUCAGUGUAAAGGACUCAUCCAUGGAAAAACUGACUUAUCACGAUGAUUUCUCGCAGUCGAAGAGGCAUUUUAGCUCAUUCACACAACCGUACACGUUAUUGCUUUUUCAUCACAUGCAGUUCCACUUCAAUUCCCACACAUCAUACCGUAGAUAAACGCCUCCGCUCUAAGCUCUUCUCCCCGAUGAGUGUCUAAUACUGAGAAUGAUCAAAAGCUAUGAUAAUACUGUACAUUAUCUGAUAAGCUACCACUCCCUCAAAGCUAAAGAUAUAUAUAUAUA